This is a messenger RNA of Syzygium oleosum, 875 nucleotides long. Its product is annotated as 60S ribosomal protein L18-2. Lineage: Eukaryota; Viridiplantae; Streptophyta; Magnoliopsida; Myrtales; Myrtaceae. Gene Ontology annotation, molecular function: RNA binding; structural constituent of ribosome. Gene Ontology annotation, cellular component: ribosome; cytosolic large ribosomal subunit. Gene Ontology annotation, biological process: translation. Bases 70 to 633 code for a protein of 187 amino acids. The transcript has 5 exons. The record is from RefSeq and is a predicted model, not a curated record.
CCGCUCAUCUCUCCCCAAGCAGUCGCGCGCCGUCUCCGCAGCCGACAGACCUCACCGCCUGCAUCAGCCAUGGGUAUCGAUUUGGUGGCCGGAGGUAAGAGCAAGAAGACCAAGCGCACGGCGCCGAAGUCCGACGAUAUCUACCUCAAGCUUCUAGUCAAGCUGUACCGGUUCCUUGUUCGGAGAACUGGAAGCAAGUUCAAUGCGGUGAUCCUUAAGCGCUUGUUCAUGAGCAAAGUGAACAAGGCCCCACUUUCCCUAUCGAGGCUCACCCGUUACAUGCAAGGAAAGGAGGAUAAAAUUGCUGUUGUUGUGGGCACUGUGACCGAUGACAUCAGGGUCUAUGAUGUGCCAGCUAUGAAGGUUACUGCUCUUAGGUUUACAGAGACUGUGAGAGCAAGGAUUGAAAAGGCAGGAGGUGAAUGCUUGACAUUUGAUCAGCUUGCUCUCCGGGCUCCCCUUGGACAGAACACGGUUCUUCUCAGGGGUCCAAAGAAUGCUCGGGAAGCAGUGAAGCACUUCGGCCCUGCUCCUGGUGUGCCUCACAGCCACACAAAACCAUAUGUGCGGUCUAAGGGGAGAAAGUUUGAGAGGGCUAGAGGAAGGAGGAACAGCAGGGGAUUCAGAGUUUAAGUUCCAUUUUGAUACUUGUGAGCAGAACAUUCAUUUCAAAUUGACUCUUCAAAUUUUGGCUGGAGUUAGGAACAUUUGGCGCCUUUUUUGUAUUGACUGUUGCGAUAUGCUUAUUUCACCAGGGUUGGUUUUAGAAAGCUUCGUUUUCUUAUGUCUUACUGAGAAAUUGGUGUGUUUUAGAAGUAAUUGGAACGGUGGUGGUUCCACUACUUUCUUAAAUGCAAUGUUUUGCAGUUGUUAAA